AACCGUGAAAAUAGUAUGUUCUUUCGACGCAUGUUUGCGCGUAAGGAUAACAGUGGCAGCGGCAGCAACACCGCUUACGAUUACGAUGAUGAUGUCAAUGGAAAUGACAACACCGACGAACAAGAUGAAAUUGGAGCUUUGGGCGGCGUAACAGCACGCAGUAAGCACUACAGCAACAGCAACGGCAAUGGCGUACUCAGUAACGGCAGUGGCACUAACAGCAGUAGCGAUUAUGAGCUGCAACAGCAUCGACGAAAUGGACUACGCAAAUACGGUGCCGCCACCGCACCCUCAGGAGUGAGUGGAGCUGCCAAGCAUUGCGGUUCCGCCAGCACGCUGCAUCGUGCUGCCACCUCUGGACCGGCUACAGUGCAAUUGACGCCCUUGUGGGAGCACAUAUUGCGUACGCGUACACUUCCCGACAAUGUCUAUCCUAUAAAAAUAUUCGGUGAAUUUCUCGAGCGUUUACGCGAUCCCGAGUGGCAGGUGCGGCAACAUGCUUUACGAGUCUUUGUCGAUGUGUUGGUGGUGAUGCGCGCGGAAGCAGAUGCAUACAUGGAUCCGUUGAUACCGCGUUUGGUGGAGAAUUUGGGACAUCAGGCGCCUACCGUGCGGAAAGGUGCACUUGACUGUCUGCGCGUGUAUCUCGCCGAAACGGCGAUGCCCGAGACAAUAUUGUUACAGAUACUCGAUAUCGGGCUGAAUCAGAAGAUUACAAAUGAACCGUUUGGUGGACGCUUAACAUGCGGUGUUAUGCUAUCCUUACCAGCGCUGGUUCAAUCGACGCUGCACACCAGCAAGCGGCACUACAUACUACGCACGGCCGUAGAGAUGUUAGUGCAGAAGAUGGGUCAGGUGACGCAUCAGGAGAUUACGUUGAAAGUGCUUUCGAAGUUGCGGGAAUUAGUUGGUGAGGACGAGUUUCGCGAGUAUAUGACGAAGAGCGCAUAUCGGGAGUUCGAUUUAUUAUGUAAUGUCUACGGUGUAGAAGGGAAAUUGGCUAACAGUGCGACUAGGCAUGGUAGUGGACAUGUUAGUCAAGUAUAUACCAACAACGCAGCUGGUACUUGGCGUAUGCUUUCCAAGCAAUCUGGUUCCAGCUGUUGGCGUUCCUCGGACGAAGAACAAAUGCUCGAGGAGGCAGCUAAGGGCAAAGUUAUUAUGGAGACUGAGGUCAAAAUCAACGAUGACACAUUAACGAUGCGUAUAUUGGAAGCGAAGGACGACGACUUCGAUACAGAAGCGGAUACGGACUCGAGUCCACGCAAAUCUUUAGACACCUAUCCGAAUAGCUUGGAAGAUGAGGUUGUUUGCGGCCGUUUGCCGAGUGCGUCACACGAUUUAACGCAUGAGAUAAGCGCAGUCGUGCGUUUACUCAGCGAUUCCGAGCUGGACUUGGAGGAGGAUUUGAAUGUUUUAGAGCAACUGGCGCAUCAGCACGAGAAACCCGAGUACUACACAGUAGUAACGCCAUCCACACCGUCACGCACGCCGAAACGCGUCACAUUCGGUGGCGAGGUGGUUAAGAUGCGCACACCGGACAGCGAUGCCAACAAUUCCAACAGUACAAAUAACAAUGGAAAUGGUGCUGCAAAUCACACACACUCACUUUUCGCCACAAAUCCCGGUACACAGAAUGCCAUUGACGCCGGUGGAGGUGGCAGCAGUGACAGCAGUGAAACUGUGCAACGCACUAUCACAACAACUACCACAACAACUGAAAUCACAAUCAUUAGCACACCAUCUACCUCCGCUGCGAGCAGCCCAGUGCCAGAGGAAAGCUACAAGACCAUGGCGCUGAGUGUGGAAAUCACCAAUGACAACACUAAACCACUGCCACCAGUGGAGCCCUCACCAACAGCGCGUCCCAGAACAGCAUCAUCUCCCCGGCGUUCACAAACACCAAACAAUACAGCAGAUGGCGGUGCUGCCACGUCCGCUACGAGCAACGCCAGCACUUCAACCUCAACGACCACAACAAACUCACAGUCACCACCAAAGCGACGAGACUCUGUCGGCAGUGCCGGCACAGUGGCCACCUUAUCACCACGCUCGCCAUUCAAGCGACUCAGCGUUAGUCCGGUGGACAGCAUUAUUAGCCCCAAGACGCCACACAAACCCAUCGAAGUGAUGCACAACUUGCAACGCGAUCCCUCACCAGUGCGUGCACGCAGCGCGCGCCGUGCCGAGUCCAUGAAGAACUUAGCCGAGGCUGCUGAGAGUGGUGAAGUAGCUGCCAGUGCGUUGGCUAAGUCAACAGCGGCGCCGCGUGCACAAACACCCUCGCCGCUGCCGCCAAAAACCUGGGAGGAGUUGGACAUUGUCGAUUAUGACACAUUAUUGGACCUGCGCUCGGGGAGCUGGCACCAUCGCUUGCAGGGCGUCGCCCAACUCGAAGAGGCGCUACGCAACUCCGACACAUUGGCACAGGUACAACCAUGUCUGGACAGUUUGUUGCGCACUUUACUCUCCUCCGAACGCAAUGCCGAUGUGGCGGAAGCCAAGAAGCAGUUGCUAAUCAAUCUCAUAACACGUUUGCCACUGGACAAUUUGGAGGAUCGCACAACACAAAUAAUGACCGGCCUCUGUCGCCAGGGUGGCGCUGGCGCGAAUCGCGUAUGCAAAGCGUUGAUGCAUCGCUUGCCGGCGGCGUCGAUUGUACUCAAAUUGCUGUCGCAAGAAUUUUUACAUGCAAAGAGCUCAAGGUUCCGUGAACACGCACUCCAAAUGGUCAUGUACGCACUCACGACCUUCCCUAGCACCUGCUUCGACACCACAACCUGCGUCACCCAGACCACCUAUGCCGCUUUGAAUCGCAAGCGUCGCGUGCGCCAAGCCGCGCUGGAUGUGCUCGCCAUCUUGGGACAAAUAACCACCGGACGCGCUGUACUCGAUGUGGUGCAGGACAUAGCCUCCGAACGAGAUGAUGGCCCCGCCUUGCUCUCGGCUGUGCGUACACGUCUCUCGCGCAAGCAAAUGCCGGUCGUCGGUGCUGAUGGUCAGGUGCAAUAUGCGCUGCGUGUACCCUCGCCACACUCGGCGGAGGCAGCGGACGCGGCAAAUGGUCAGAUGGGUGCUGAUAUUGAAUGGAUAGUGGCCGGUGUGGGCUCAGUUUCGCCGGGUUCGCUGAAGCGCAGAGGUUCGCGGCGUAGCUUUCGCUGUUUGCCAACACACACCAUCUCCGAUGUGGAUGGUAUUGCCAUGGGCACGCCGUGUGGGAGUUUUCGUAUGGGUGAUGGCGAUGGUAAGCGAAGACAUGCCUUUCAAUCACCACCUGAUGUUUAUGGCAAUUUUCGAGAGUCCUCGGCAAGCAACCAUAACGACUUGCAUUCACACAAUUUCCAGCACAUCCUCGGCAGCAAUUUGCCCGUGCAAUAUGGACAAACCACAAAGAAGACCGCAAAUGCCGACUACAGCAACUACAUGAGCCGAAGGCUGGUGGCCAAAUCCUGCUCGGACUCCUCCAUGGAAGGCAGGAGCUCCGAUAGCAACUACACAAGCAGCAGCGGUGGCGGUGGUGGCAGUGGUGCUAUCAACGGCGGCGAGCGUGCUGCCGCGAAGAGUAACGGUGGUAAUGACAGCUGCACGGGCAUUAGCGGCCGCUUCACACGACAGGCUGUGAACUCACGGUUCCCAGCAAUGGAUCGCAUGGAUGUGAACAACUCGUAUAUGCGCGUCCACAAGCCACCCACGUACAUGGGCGGCAAGGGCGCUUAUGCGCAACUGCAGCAGCAACAAAUCAAUAUGAGUUCAACGUAUCCGAAAAUUAACUAUGGGCUGACCGCACAACAACAACAACAGCAGCAGCAACACCAACAACAACGUAAGCGAUCCCAACAACAGCAGCAUCAAAGGCACACGCCACAGUCAACGCUGGCGCAGCCGGUGGUGGUGGGCACGCGCGCGAUGCCGGCGAUGCGUGGUGGUGGCGGUGGCGGUGUUUAUGCUCCAGAUAAUUUCCGUUCUGCCGAAAAUUCUCCAAAGGAGCAUAACAACAACAACCUAACGCCUAACAACAAUAACAACAUGAAUACGGAUUUGGACGGCACCUACACGAUUUAUACAGCGCUGGAUAAUGGCGGCGCCACGCCUACUGUACAGACAACAAACAAGGCAAAUCAACAGCAACACAAGCAGCAGCAACAACAACAUAUAAAUGUUGCACCAACAACAGCAACAGCAAAUGGUCGGCGUUUUGUGAAUGUGGAGAAAUUUGUAAUGCAAAGCAACAGGACUGGUCCGACGGAUGGAGAGGCAGCUGUGAUUGCGGCAACUGCAAUAGCGGACAUGCAACAACAGCAAAGUAACGGUUCGAAACAAGCCACACCUGUUUCAAGCAAAUCAGUGACAUAUUCACACAAGUCAACGGCAUCGGCGCAAUCGGCUGACGCACGUAGCAACGCAAACGGUACAUACGAAGGCGAGCGCGACGACAACAACACACAAGCACACAACACGGCUAAGGAGGAUACAACGGAUAACAGUACACCAAUACAAAUGGGCGCUUUGCAAGACGCGUGCAGCGAUAACGAAUCACGCAGUCCGACGCCGGUGAAAUGGCGUAGCAAUCAAGAUGUGCUGCAGUUGGAGGAUGUGCAGGAUAUACUCGUGGGCGAUGUCGUUGCGACAGCGACUAAUACACCGUUAAAGAAGAAUGGCAGCUUGGCCAGUUUACACAGCAAAAGCGAGAGCAUUAAAACACAAAUCGGCGAUACGCCAACAGUGCUGUCUCGCACACAAUCUGUGAAGUCGCUGCUAAUUGAGGAAGACAUCGAGGAAGAUAACAGCAGUUUUGUGGUGAUGGAUGAACGUCAAAGUAGCGACCGAAGAGAUCAUACGCGUGAAGCGAGUGCAAGCAGUAAAAAAGACGAACCGCAGGCUGCGUAUAUAAGUGAUGCGGAUGAUGACCAUAUAUGUAAGCAAACUACCGCACCAUCACAACCGCAAACACCUGUGCGCUCGCGUCCACAGUCACGCGCACGUUCACCCACCAUCGCGGAGAUUAAAUUGCUCUCGCGUCGCAAUUCGAUGAUCAAGUCCAUGGAAUCGCUGUACGAACGCCCACCAUCGAAGCAGGAGCUCAUAUUUGAUCAAACCAGCACCGAGUCGGGCUCGGCCACUAGCUCACAGCUCAAUACCACCAUACCGAUAAAACCGCAGCACACACCGUUAAAGCAAAAGGCCAAAACUUCACACUUUUUGAAAAAUCAUCGACGCAUUUCACCGGUCAAGCAAGCGAUUAAAAUGCCACAAGCCGAACUCUAUCCGCCCACACUGCAACGUUUCGACAAACCGCGCGAUGCUUUGCUGAAAACCUUCGAUCAGCUCGACUCAAGCAAUUGGGAGAUCAUAAUGCUGGGCCUCAAAUCAAUGGUGCGCCUGAUGCGCUAUCACCCGGAGCAAUUGGAGAAUCAGAUGCAUAUGGUUUGCAUACAGCUGACGCGUUCAGUGCGUAAUCUACGUUCGCAAGUGUCACGUGCCGCUUGUCAGGCCACCACCGAACUCUUCACGCUCAAAUCCAAAUGUCUGGAACAGGAGUGCGAUGAUUUGGUCUGCGCGCUACUGCAUCGUACGGCCGAUACAAAUCGCUUUUUGCGCGCCGACGCCACACGUGCGCUGGAAUCAAUGUGCGAUAACUUAACGCCACCAAAAGUACUAAACAUACUCACCACCAAAGGCGCGCUGCAUCAGAAUGCGCUGGUGCGCACAACAGCGGCAAAGCUGCUGCAUCGGCUGGUUGAGCGUCUGGGCGGUGAUAAGGUGUACACUAUGCCACGCGAAAAUCGUGAUAAAUUCUUUGUGACCGGCGCAAAUCUACUGCUUGAGGGUAGUCUCGAGACGCGCAGUUAUGCUAAAUCGAUAUUCAGACUGCUCUCCGAUCAUCCGCAAUACAAUCGUUUGCUCAUUGAGGUGAUUCCAACGCGUACAUAUCGCAAUGUGGAGAAGACGCUGAAAAGUAUACGUUGAAACGUGGACGCGACUACAAAUAAAUUAUACAGUUAGUUACUCUUAGUAAAUGCAACGAUACAUUUGUACAUAAAAGUAUAUUUAAUGUGAUUCACAAACGAAUGUUUUCAAAUACGAAUUGCGCUCUGUCACAUUAGGGUAGUUAUAUUUUAAUAAAAUUAUAAUUACACAUUUAUUGAUUUA
Molecule: messenger RNA, 6150 nt
Organism: Zeugodacus cucurbitae (melon fly)
Lineage: Eukaryota; Metazoa; Arthropoda; Insecta; Diptera; Tephritidae
Exons: 9
Coding region: 16-5967 (1983 amino acids)
Biological process (GO): mitotic spindle assembly
Cellular component (GO): spindle microtubule; cytoplasmic microtubule; microtubule organizing center
Molecular function (GO): microtubule binding
Source: RefSeq, a predicted model, not a curated record